AUGCCAAAGCAAAACAAGUCGGCCUUGCAAAAACUGUACAGGAACAAGGAGCUUGACGGGUUUUCCUUGGUACGGACGGAGAUUCGUCACGCUACGGGAGGAGAGCUGGACCCCAAGACGAGACAAGAUGUUCUAAGAAAAGCUGCACGGCUGAUUAGGGAGCUUUCUGUGUUGAAUGCAAAGUUGCAACACCAACUUUAUAAAUACCGUCCCGGCUCCGAAACACCACCGAGUUAUGUCGGAGGAAUGAGUAAGCGUGUUCCGUCCACAGGCAAUCGAUAUAUCGUUGACAAUCAGCAGGUCCUUGUACGCAGGACCCAUAUUCCCCCCCAAACAGCGGCUGUCAGCCCGCAGACAUCAGACCGCCAACCGGAUUAUAUUCACUUGUCACCAGCACAGGCUAUGAACUCUUGCAACUACCAGGAGCAAGAAACCCAUCAAGUAGAAGGAUAUGGCGUGAGCACGGAUCCUUGCAGUGAAGAACUGGAGCAAGCAAUGGCUCGGCUGAAGCUCGGCUUGCACCUCCCUGAUUCCCAUUUGCAAGAUUCGAGCUGGGCCCUGGCAAGUCGCGACGGUCACAGAUCAAUACAUUUCAACAACCAUGUGCACAAUUAUCAAUCCGCAUCAGCGCUCGUUGUGCCUUUGCUGCGGUUCCAGAUCAUCUUCAGUGGUGUGAUAUGUCAAGGAAAUACAUUUUUGACCCCGACAAUGUUCUGUUUCACACCGCCUCUCAGCACUUUUUUUUGCUAUGCGCAUGACAUCUUGGACUGUAUCACGCGCCAGCGACCGUAUGGAGACUCGGGCGCCAUGUACCCUUGUGCAUCUCGGACGUUUUCAGGAAUAGUUUCGGAAGUUCAGCUAAGGUCGAGUGCUACGGGCGUAAAAUUACUGUCAUACUUCUGGCACACCACUUGGUGA
Suillus clintonianus is the source of this 918-nucleotide messenger RNA. RefSeq lists its product as uncharacterized. The transcript is spliced from 10 exons. Lineage: Eukaryota; Fungi; Basidiomycota; Agaricomycetes; Boletales; Suillaceae. The coding region runs from base 1 to 918 and encodes 305 amino acids. The record is from RefSeq and is a predicted model, not a curated record.